AUGAGUCUCACAGACAGAACUUAUUUAUCCCCAAAGCUUCCUCUUUUAGAAGAUUACAAAAAUACAAAGAAAGAAAAGCUGAUCUCUAAAGUUUCUAACUCCUCAAUUCAAUAAACAAAAAAUUCAUUCUUUUUUCCUUAAAAAAUUUUAAUUACUUUCCCACUUUAAGAGUGAGCAAGUUUAUUAGCUCUAUUAUUUUUUUAAAAAAUUUUUAUUUAUUUAUAUAUAAAUAUUUUUAAAUGAUUAAAAUAAAAUGCAAGCUUCUCGAAAUUCAGUAGAAUUAGCUAGAAAUUAUAUUAUAAAAAUUAUUAAUUACAUUAUACAAAAAUAUUAUAUUAGCAACGUUUUUGUGUCUAAUUUUCCUCAAAAUAGGUGCCCAAUGGUUUUUGUCGUUAACAAUGAGGGAGAGCGAAGCAUGAUUUCAUAAUUAAAAUAAUUUACUAUAAUUUUUUACAAUCUCUAAAAUAUUAAAAAUUGAUUUAACUACAAUUGCAUAAUCUUAUAAUUCCUUUGAUUUGAGAGUUUCUAAAUAAUAUAUGCAUUGCUCUGCUUUCUUCAUUUCUUGAAUUUAAAUUCUUUUAAAUUUAACGCUAAUCAGGGUAAAUCCUAUAUAAUGUUUUAAACGUUUGGAACCAUAAAUUUGAAAGGUAUCGAGAAAAAUUUACCAUUAAUACUAAUUAUUGAAUUAUGCGUUGUAAAAUAUUUGAAUACCAGCAAACUCAUCUACUAGUCAAAACCAGUCUGCUAUUUAGCAGUUGAAUAGUAGGCUAGUUUUGAUCAAUAAGACAAGUUUGCUAGUGUUCGAAUAUUCGCAAUGCACAAUAUAAUAUAUUUUUAUUAUUUUGGGAUUUUUAUGUUUAAAAAUUAUAAGUAUUUUAUAAUUGAUAAAUAUUAUUAGUUAUAUCACCUAGAAUAACGAGCAAUAUAAAUAGUUUGUUAUUAACUAGAGAGAGAAUAAAGGAAAAUUAGAAAAUACUUCAGGAUUUUCAAAUUCAAAAGAUUUAAAGCGCGCUAAUUCAUUUUCCCCUUCGUCUAAAAAUUCCAACCUAAAGAUCUCAAAAUCAGCAAGCAAAACAAUAUCGAAACAAGUAAAUAAAAGCUCAAGUCAGGCACCAAAUCAACUAUCAAAAGCAGUCUUAGACAGUAUUAAGCAUAAAAAUACGCAAGAUUUAGGCCCAGGAUUUUACAGAUCAGUCACUCCAACUCCUGGUCCUUGAUUUAUAUUUGAGUCCUCUCCAAGAUUUGAAUCCCCAAAACAAGAUCACCAAUUGAGUAUUUUAAAAGUAAACUAUGUCACUGAGGAAAGAAAAAAGGAAGCUGAAAGGAGGAUAAAAACUUCUCGAGAUCUGUCAAUGCAUGUCCCGGUAGCAAAAAAAGAGCAGCUAAAAGAAAAAGCUCAGAAAAGAUUAAUUGAAAGUCAGCUCCAUAAAAGAACAAAGGAAUUAAUUGCUCUUGCAAAACAUGAAACGCAAGAAAAUAAACUGAAAGAAAAGUUUACCAGAUUUGAGCUGAGACAAAAUAGGAGGGAUUAUGAAAAAAUUAACUCCCCCAUCCGUUAGCGAACUAAACGAUUGGAAAAAUCCCUAUUUUUUGGCAAAAACCCACUCGUGAGCAAACAAAAAACUUUAUUAACAUAAAAGUUUUAUAAAAAAUAUUCUGAUAUGUAAGUGAUAGUUCUGUUUAGUUUGCAUUUCAAAAAAGUUUUUUUAAUGCUUUGGAUCCCUAUCCCCAGAAAAACAAAUAAUAUAUAAUUUUUUUGAAAAGCAACUCUCCAUAAGUGAACAAAUUUUUUUUCGAUUACUAAAAGAGAAGAGUAAACGAAGCUGAAUAACAUUGCUGGCUGUUUUUGGAAAUUUAGGAUUAUGAAAUAGAAUAUAUCAAAAGCAUACAUAUUUGAAACUUAAAGUGCUUUAUUUGAUCGAGCUGCUUAAGUCAAUGUCAAUUGCAAUAGGAAAGUUUAGAAUAAAAUUAAGAAAAUUUCGAUCUCAAAGAGCAUUAUUAAAAAUAUCAAAUAUAAUGAUUCUAUUGGUGAGAAAAUGAAAAGAAAAACGAAAGAAAAAAUUUAAUAAAGCCUUGAUUGGGUGAAUAGAUUGAUAUAUGUGCUGCACAGCUAAUUAUUUAUUUUUAUCUAAAAUAUCCUUUUGUUUUGCCUAUUUUUUUGGUUUAUUUUUUUUGGCCUAUUUUGUUUGACGUGUUUCUUUGUCUAUUUUUGGAUUAUUUUUUUGGAGAAUUUUUGCAAAUUGGUAUCUUUCCUAAUAUUUAUAUUGAAAUAAUUAUUAUUUAAAUCAUGGUAAAAUAUUUAAAAAACUAAAACCAAAAAAAUCAAAAAAAUAGUCGUGUAGACCUCAUCUGAAGACACGAAAAUAUAAGGCUUGGAGAAAUUUCACUCAAGAAUGCUGCAUAAUUCUCGUUUUAUUAUUUUAAUGGCUGCACAACAAUGUAUGCGAUGAUGAAAAGUUGAAAGUCCAAGAUUAUCUAUAUACAAAGGAAAAUAAGGUCUUUAAGCCAAAUAUACUCCGCGAGAUUGCAAGCUCUCAAUCUUCAAUGAUCAAAACUAGAAAAAAUAACUAAAAAAUCAAUAGGGGAGAUGUCUCCUGCUGUCAAAGUUAAAAUUCCAGAACUCAUUAAGACAUACUAUCUAAAACCAUUUUUAACAAAAAUACUGAAAGAGCAUGCAACUAAGACUGUAUAUUAUUAUCAGUAUAUGAAGGAAAAAGAAGAGAUUUUAAUUAUAGAAAAACAUUCAAUGCAAAUUGAGAGAGCUCUUACAGGUCAUAAAAUUAAUUUCAGGGACAUAAAACCUCAAAAGCCAAAGUUUCAAUUAUUUAACUAUAAAUCAGAAAUUAAGUCUCUUAUAAAGGCUGCGAUAAAUAAUAAAAGAAAUUGGUACAAAAUUACAGGUUUAAAUAUCAAUGAAAACCUUAUUAAUUGAAUUCACAAUAUAAAAGAUGAUUAUUUUUAGAUUAAUUAGUUUAGCGGGUCAUGGAGGUUUAUUUCAGCCUCUACCCAGCGCUGCCAGCUUCAGGCUUGCGCCCUAUGCACCGGCUCUGUAGCUCACUCCAUUUUCUGUCGACGUCACCAAAAAAUGGUGACGUCGCCAUCUAACAGGGAGACUCACCCAGGUACUCCUUGAUCAGGGUCUAGUGACCCGGCGCCGUCCUUUCUGGGGAGGGUGAAAAGUAGCCUCCCGGAAUCUCCUUCAGGUCCCCUAAGCUCCACUACAAGCUUCCUCACUUUCCUUCUAGUCCUGAAGUUUGACUCCUGAUUCUGCGGCUCUGGUCUUCUUGUCUUUGUGAGAGGUAAAAAAACUUGUCGUGGUGUCCCGACCAAGGUAAAAAAACCCACCCUGGACACAAUAUCCAGGCCCCGUUUACUUCUUAAUCCCGUAGUCCCUGAGGGUACAGGAGAAGGACGGGUCGGAUGGCUCACCAUUUUAAUUGUGUUAUAAAAGAUGAAGAAAAGCAGAAAAAAUCUAAAAGAAAAGUUGCAAAAGAAAGGAGAGCUACAAAGCUAGCAGAAAUAGUACAUAGACCACGAAGUCUUAUACAAUACGCUAUAGCCGAAAAGCAGUGUUUUGAAUCAUAA
This is a messenger RNA of Blepharisma stoltei, 3585 nucleotides long. NCBI's taxonomy places the organism in Eukaryota, Ciliophora, Heterotrichea, Heterotrichida, Blepharismidae. The record is from the annotation of a GenBank genome assembly.